CCUCUCUUCGCGUCGGCAGCGCCAUCUACACGUGUCCUAUAUCGGCAUAGUACACAUGUUUGCAACUCACGGAGCUGUCAAAACAAUAGUAAUAACCUCGCUAUCGGUAACGAUGUGCGAGGAGGCGAUGUGUUUUUGGCGCGGUGAAACUGUGGCGGGAUCGUGAGCCGGAAAAUUGAACUAGCGGUGUACGUGUGUGGCUGUUUUUUUUUUUUCGAAACUUAACCUACGACAAUCUUCAGUUGCGCGCGAGCCGCCCCGCACGCGCUUUGCGCCGCAUCCGCAACGAAAAGCCGAAAAACCGACGAAUGGACACCGAUGUGCCGAUCCCCGCCGAAUUCAAUUUACGGACUAUCCGUGAAUGUGGACCGAACGUUGGUUAUUCAAAAGCGGCGAAGACGCUUUCGUAGACCUCAUGAAGUGAAACCUUCAUUCGCUUUGCUCAAUUUUGUGAUGAUAGACGUAUAAAGUGCCUUCUACGUACAAAGUAAAUGAUUUUUUGUGAUGACAUAGUGCAAAGAUAGACUUAGUUUUUCGUAGUGUAAGUGUAAAAAAGACUUGUGGGACCAAAAGUACUUUAUUUUUGUUUCUUAUGGACAAAUACUGGUCGUGUUUAACAAGAUCGCCAAAACUGCAUGGUGGUUGGCAGACCACCACAACUGGCGAACGCAGUUCAAUUCCUGCACGGUUCGUUCGUAUGCCAUGGCGGAGUGCUCUUUCGCGCGCUGUCAGCAGGAACGUCGCGCCAUACGCAAGGAGCUGCAGCGCUGGACAAAGAACAUGGUCUACAUACUAGGUCUAGAACGGGUGGCGGAGGAGUUGAUGGGUCGAAGAAAAUGGAAACUAUAUCAGGACGCGUUAAUACCAAAACGGAGCGACGGGGAACAGUCCAGCGACGAGGAUACCACGCCUGCCACCGACCCCCCGCCCGCUCUCAAGAUAAAGACCAUCGAGGAGAUCAACGCGCCCGACGAGACCAGGGCAGGGGAGGAGACGAGGGCUGGGCUCGAGAACAGGGCAGGGGACGAGACGAGAGCGCGGGAGGACAGUGGAACGAAGACCGGCCGUCCGGAGACGAUACUGGAGAGCCUCAUCAAACGGCCAGCGACGCAGCCCAAACUCGAGCUGCCAGAAGAGCCGGCAGACUGGAAGCCCCCGGAGAAGUGUUACUUCUGUGUCGACGGGGCUGAGCAGCCCUCUGCCGACUCCAGAGCUGCGCCUACGAGUCCAGCGUCGGAGUCGGAUAGUAGUUCAGUGUCGGGCGCUCGUAGCCCGGCCGCCGCGCCGCCGCUGCUGCAGCAAAUGCUGCAGUUACAGCUACAAGCACAGACCCCGCAGGCCAUUGCACAGUUCCAGCAGAUGCUGGCGGCGCUGGCGGCGUUAGGCAGCGGGCUUGUGCCGCCGCCGCUGCCGCAAGCCUGGCUUAUACAGCGACUCGCCCAGACCAGGCAACAACCAGACAGGCUGGCUGAAUGCGACAAGCCGCCAGCGCCGACCUCAUCGCCGAUAUCGGCCGAGCAACCGCUGGACCUGAGCGCAAAAUCCACGUCCAGCACGAGCGGCACCCCGCCCCCGGACCACAAUAACUUGGAUAAUUCCAGAUUAAAACGCUCGGUGACGGACAACGCUAACAACGUAUCGCGGCGGACGUACUCCGAGGAGGAGCUGCAGUCAGCACUGCGCGACAUCCAGUCGGGUCGACUGGGCACACGCCGCGCCGCUGCCCUCUACAGGAUACCGCGCUCCACGCUACGCAAUAAGAUCAACAAGUGCGGCAUCCCCACCGACCCGUCGCACGACUCCGACCCCGACAGCGAGCCCGAGCGAACCGACUCACCACCUUCCGUUAUACUCAAGAUACCCACCUUCCCGCCACCGGACGAGAAGAGCCCGUCCCCCGCGACGCCCGUCACCCCCAUCACCCCGCUCAUACCCCCGCCCCAGCCGACGCUCAACCAGGCCUCGCAACUUCUCCUCCCGUCGGUCUUCGCUGACCCACCCUCUACCCAACAUCUAUUUACAUCCCUUAGCGACGUCAUAGCUAAAAGUAUCAGUCAGAAAUUCCAGCAGCCUCUAGAGAGGCCGCCGCAACCCGACCUACCCUUCAUGCGCGCGCCCGACAGGCACGUGUCGGUCAUAAAGACGCCACCAGACAAUCAGAGGAAUUACCCGGCGCCGAGUAACUCGCGCGCCGCUACCAACAACAACGGACAACCGGCGGCCGGCGGAAAGGGCACGCGCCCCAAGCGAGGCAAAUACAGGAACUACGACAGGGACAGUCUCGUCGAGGCGGUGAAAGCCGUGCAGCGGGGGGAGAUGUCGGUGCACAGGGCGGGUUCCUACUACGGCGUACCCCAUUCCACUUUGGAGUACAAAGUGAAGGAGCGACAUUUAAUGCGGCCGAGAAAAAGGGAGCCAAAGCCGCAGCAGGAAGCAAAGCCGCAACCCAAACCACCGCCGAAGCCUCCAACUAAACCUUUCACGAACGGGCUCAAUGGGCCAGAAGCCUAUCCUUCGGGGUACCCGUUCUGGGCGGGGGGGUUCGCCCCUCCACCAGCACCAGACCUCUACGCCUCUCACAUGAUGAGGCGAUUGCGCGACGAAGCGCCGCCUGCGAACGGAUCCUUCCUCGAGGGUAUCAUAAGGUCGAGCCUGGAGAGACCGCUGAUCCAGCGGCUGGCGGAGCCACGGGCGCCGAUGGCGACGAGCGAGGCACCCAGUCUGCUGCGGCGGCUGGCUGGCGAGCCCGAGGAGCCGCCGCCCGCGCGUCGGCCGCGUAUCGAUAGCUCGGACCGGCAGCUGGCGGCAGAGAUGCGUGAGGCGGUGCAGCGGCUACGUGCCGACAAGCUGCGGCCGCGCAAUGGCACGCCCACGCCGCCUGCCGGCUCGCCGCCGCCGCUGCCGCCCGCCGCGCCGCCCGCGCCGCCCGAUCACGUGUAGACUGCAGCCGAGGCCGGCGCCGGGCCCGCGGGCUCGGGCCGCGCGACGCCGCGACGCCGCGAUCUCCUCAGUCUUUGUGAUAAUUACUAUAAAGUACAUUCCGUUGGCGAGACGCGUCGCAACUUCGGUGUCGGUGUGCCUCCAUUAUGGCUUUAGUGCAAUAGUUGCGAGUUUCCGUGUAUACUGUUAUAGUGACAAUAACUAUAGUUUUAUCCGACUCGACCGGUUUUGGUUUGCGUUCGUUUUCACUGCUAGCUUCUCCCCUUCCCCCUCCCCCUGACAGCUUCCCGCCGCCGCCGGCCGGCGACUCUCACCGCUCCACACACGAUACGUAUCACCAAAUAUCACAAUAGUUACCUUAACUCACGACCGGUUCGAUAUAACCACAGCUUUACUAAUGCAAUAUCACAGUAAAAUAGUCUUUACACCCCAUACCCAUGCCGUUUUGGCCUUCGGGAUGACGUCACUUGCGUCUUCUAGUGCCAUUCCGAAUACGUCUCUCGCUUCUCUACAAAAACAUCGAUUCAAUAAGGCUUUUAGAUUACUCUAUUCUAAGUUUUGUACAAGAUUUCUUUUAUCAGCUUCUUUUUAGGCUGAGAAAAUCAGAAAAUACAACUAAGGUUAGCGCCUAUUUGUAGAGAUGGGAGACAUCAAACGAAUGCCGCUAUAAGCGCAACCGACAGAAGGUUGUCCAAAAUUUCUCCCAAAAUCCGAAAAGCCUCGAUUUUUGACCUUGUUUUUAAGUGAAAGACAACCAAAAGUUAAUGUUAUAAAAUCAACUAUUUAAAUAUUUUUAAGUAAUAAAAAAUUGUAACAAAUUAAUUAUACGCUAGCUAUGAGUGUAACGUUAUCGAUUUUUAAGUGAACUAUCGCAUAUUUUGUGCGGUGUUUUUAUAAUUAGAUAGGUAAUAUAUUGAAUGAAAUGAUUAGCUGUUCGGGGCUAUCUCUGUCCCCGUCUGCCGCGGGGCGAGCGAGCGGGACGGCGACAGUAGGGAUGCGCGGAUGUCUGCAGAGCCUCGUAUCGAUAUGUUCGGACUUAUGUGCAAUUAUUAUUUUGUAAAAAAAUAGUAAUUUAAACUGUGUCUAAGCUAACACGUGGAUUUCCAUAUUACUAAAUGUGAUAUUUAGGUAUUAUAAAUGCGGUUUGCUUCUAGACCUAGGGCAUCUUCGGCCCCACCAUGGUAUAUACACGGACGUACAUCGGUACAUCUAGUAAACUUAUAUAUUUUAUGUACUAUUAUUGUAUCUUAAGAAAAUAUAUUCUUAUUUUUCAUGGUCCAAGUUUUAAAUGUUUUAUCGACUAUACAAAAAUAUGGAUAAUCACUAUUAUAUUCUUGUCGACUUUAAAAUUAUAACUAGCACAAAAAUCUUCAAAAAAAAAGUAUCUUCAAAUUUGUGGAAUUUUUUGGUGUUCAAUCGAAAAUAUAUUACGGAGGGAUGAAAUUGAAAAAAAAAUGUAUACGCUCUCCCAGAUUAAAUUUAGGUAAAAUCUAUUUGGAUAAAAAAUAUCAUACGAUUACUUAUUGUAAGUUACGUGUUAAUGUACGCCUCAUGGAAAUUAAGAAGUCUUUGUAUUGUGUAUGUAAUUAAAAUAUACAUAUAUUAUAUACAAGUUAAAAAGAUUAUUGUCGUACAUUUCUCUUCAGAGACCAUGAGUAUGGCUUGCAUUCGACAUUCCGACAUAAAUUCUAUACCGAGUAGACUGCGCGAAAAAAGACAAUCUGUAUAAAAUAAAAUUUAGGGCAAGGAAAAAAUUUAAAAUAUCGCGAUUUUUUUUAAUCAUCAAAUAAAUAAUAAACUGCGAUUUAUUUUACAAAUAUGGACGCAGCUGAUUUUGUGGUUUUGUAAUUACCAAAAAAUAAAAUAUACAAAUAAAUUAUAUUCAAAUCAAAAUACAUAUCCAAUGACGUCAUGUCAAAUGCAAGUUUAAAAGAUAACAAAAGAAAAAUUUUUAUAUUCGAAAUUUUAAAACUAGUCGAUAGCAUGUUGCUCAUUACUAUUUGCUUUCUGUUUGUAAAAAUUGAACUAUUUUUAAUCUAAGCAUUUAGUACUUGUAUAUGUUUAUUGCAUUUAUAAAUAUCAAAGAUUUACAAUACAUAAAUUGGCCUUUCGCUAUAUACUUACCAUGUAUAAGUAUUAAAAAUGAAUGUCAGAUAUUUCGUGCUUGCAUGAAAUAUAGCAAAUAGAAAUUAAUAUUUAUUUAAACCAUUAUAAUUGGGAUAUUUGUAAAUUUGUAUAUUUGGAGAAUAAUAUUAAUUUAUUGGUCUCUAUAUGUAUUGAAAUCUUUGAUGAUAUGUAUACUUUUGUACUGAAUAAAAAAACAAUUAAAUUCCAUUGUCGUGUCGAACGCCCCACCAGACCGCAUUUCAAACGUCAAAAAUUUAAAAAUCGAACAACAUUUAAUUCUUUU
Molecule: messenger RNA, 5350 nt
Organism: Papilio polytes (common Mormon)
Lineage: Eukaryota; Metazoa; Arthropoda; Insecta; Lepidoptera; Papilionidae
Gene: Eip93F
Product: mushroom body large-type Kenyon cell-specific protein 1
Exons: 8
Coding region: 703-2940 (745 amino acids)
Biological process (GO): regulation of transcription by RNA polymerase II
Cellular component (GO): nucleus
Molecular function (GO): DNA binding
Source: RefSeq, a predicted model, not a curated record